AUGGCGAGCUCCUUUGAGAAGAGCGUGAAGGGCGGCACCAAGAUCAAGCUCGCCGCGCCCAAGUCAAAGUAUGUCGAGCAUAUCCUCGUUGCUACCCACGCCGGCGAAGCAGGCGUUGGCGAGAUCUUCCGCGCCCUGACGAACCGCCUCCGCGACUCGACCUGGACUAUCGUCUACAAGAGCUUGAUCAUUGUACAUCUGAUGAUACGGGAGGGCGAACCUGAGGUCACGCUCAAGUUUCUAUCCAAGAACCCCCGCCGGACGCUGGCUAUAAACCAUUUCACUGAGGGUACGUGCACAGAGAGGAACACAGGUGACACAGAUGGAUACAUGUCCUGUUACACGGGACGUGGUGGCGCUAUUUGGGGAGCCAACAUACGCAACUACGCAGAAUACCUGCUCUGUCGGGCCGAACAAUAUGGCGCGACCAAGAUGGACUAUGUACGAGCCGGAGAAGGCCGGCUCAAGCGGCUGAAUAUCGAAAAGGGUUUGCUUCGGGAAACGGAAAGUGUACAAGACCAGAUCAAGUUUCUGCUAAGAUGCGAGCCCUUCCACGAAGAGCCGGAGAACGAGAUUACAUUGACUGCUUUCCGUCUUCUCACGAUGGAUUUGCUUGUGCUUUUCCAUGUCAUGAACGAAGGGACCAUCAAUGUUCUGGAACACUACUUUGAACUUUCAAAACCGGAUGCGAAGCGCGCUCUCGACAUCUAUCGGACUUUUGUAAAGCAGACCGACCUGGUGGUGCAGUAUUUGAGCGUUGCUCGGUUACAUGAGCAUUCGACACGAUUAGAGAUUCCAAAAAUCAAGCACGCGCCAACUAGCCUGACCCAGGCAUUGGAAGAAUAUCUAAAUGACAAAGAUUUCGAAGUUAACCGCAGACAAUACCUGGCUGAGCGCGAAGCGAAAAAGACCGGCGGGAAACCCACGAACGGAACGAGCAAGCUACUUUCGGAUUCGAAACCUGCCGCUGCAACGACAACUUCACCAACUCAAACUUCAGCACCAAAAAAACCACCAGAGGUCAGCCUACCGCUUAUUGAUUUCUUCGAUUCAAUACAGGAUAAUCAACAGACCAUGGCUCAGCCGCAAGCACAGCAAUUUCAUCAACAGACGGGAUUCCAACAGCCUAACAUGCAAACAACACAGCAAACUGUGGGCUUUCAACAGCAACAGCAGCCUUUUGGUCAAGCAGACGGCCAAUCGACGAACCCAUUUGCUCAAAUGCAACAAGGGAUGCAGCAAAUGAACCUUCAGCAACCGCAGCAACCGCAACAGCCUCAGCUACAAACACAGUUCACAGGCGCUGGAUUUGGCGGCUACACACCACAGCCACAGCCGUUCAGUCCACAAAAUAACCUGUCGUCUAUUCCACAACAUGGCAUGCCAAAUUUCUCACAGCAGUCGACGAUAGCAGAGCCGUUACAAGCACAACCAACGUCAACCAACCCCUUCCGCGCCUCCAUGCUCCCACCUGCACAGCCAGAGCCAAAGCUCCUCAGCAACCCUACAGGUGUUUCGUCACCACUCGGCCGCUCACCGACCAAUCCCUUUGCGAAGCACAGCACUGGGGGUUUCCAGUCAUCAUUAUCGCCUACCUAUGAAGGCAGCUUCUCCUCACCCUUCUCAGUCCCCUCGAUCCAAUCGCCACAACAAAAUUCACCGUUCGCGCCCCAGUCACAGCAACAACCUCUCCAACCGACACCCACAGGGACGAAUCCUUUCGCGAGAGGUGUGAGUCCUGUGCAGGGAACGGCAUCGCCACAGGGUGGGCUCACGGUCCAUGCUACUGGGAGUACGAACCCCUUCCGUCAGUCCGCCUUCGUAAACCAAGCCACCGGCCAGGGUUGGCAGAACACAGGCCAGGGCACCCUCGGCGGCAUGAACCUCGAUGCCGUGCCUACGACGAGCGUAUUUCCGCGCCCAGGACAGCAACAGCAGCAACAGCCUAACUACAUGGGCUAG
Didymosphaeria variabile is the source of this 1962-nucleotide messenger RNA. RefSeq lists its product as uncharacterized. Bases 1 to 1962 code for a protein of 653 amino acids. Lineage: Eukaryota; Fungi; Ascomycota; Dothideomycetes; Pleosporales; Didymosphaeriaceae. The record is from RefSeq and is a predicted model, not a curated record. Gene Ontology annotation, molecular function: SNARE binding; phosphatidylinositol-4,5-bisphosphate binding; 1-phosphatidylinositol binding. Gene Ontology annotation, cellular component: clathrin-coated pit; clathrin-coated vesicle. Gene Ontology annotation, biological process: clathrin coat assembly; clathrin-dependent endocytosis; vesicle budding from membrane. The transcript is spliced from 6 exons.